AAGCGACACGAGCUAGAUAGCAGCCAAGAACACUUAUUCACUGAGUAACACUAGCUCAUUCGAUCCCAGACACCAAUGGCUUCCAAGGUCAUCGCUCCCUUCCUUGCCCUUAGCCUCCUCCUCUUCGCCGUCAUUGUGCAGGGUUGCACACCCAACUGCUCCGGCGAGCAGGUCGUCCCGACUCCACCCAUUGCAGUCCCGACGCCAUCACACCAUGGUGGGCACGGUGAGCACGGCCGUUGCCCGAUCAACACCUUGAAGCUGAGAGUGUGCGCCAACGUGCUAAACGGGCUGGUCGAUGCGAAGAUCGGACAUGGCACCGACGAUUGCUGCUCGCUGCUAUCUGGGAUCGCCGAUCUCGACGCUGCCGUCUGCCUCUGCACGGCCGUUAAAGCGAAUGUGCUUGGCAUUAGGGUGAACCUCCCCGUCGAUCUCAGCAUCAUGCUCAACAAGUGCGGCAAGACCUGCCCGUCCGAUUUCACUUGCUGAGCUGAGCUGCAUGAUUAUAAUGUUCUGGAGUUUAAUUUCGUGUGAUUUUUGGUUGUCGAUUGAGCCUUUUUUUCAUGAUUCCGCGUGAAUAAGUCUUGUUUCUUUUGGCAAAUUGAUGUGCGGAUCUAUCAUCCAUUAAAUUACUUUAAUUCAAUUGUUGUAAGUUGAUUUUUUUUUGAGAUUGUAAUAUGUAAAACCCAUUAUAUAUAUUGUUAUCUGG
This is a messenger RNA of Oryza sativa Japonica Group (Japanese rice), 709 nucleotides long. RefSeq names its product cortical cell-delineating protein. The record is from RefSeq and is a predicted model, not a curated record. NCBI's taxonomy places the organism in Eukaryota, Viridiplantae, Streptophyta, Magnoliopsida, Poales, Poaceae.